CUUUCUUACUUUUUACUCGUGGAAUGACAGAGUACUUUGUAUGUGGAAUUUAUUUAAUUUUUAUAAUUAAAUUUGUUUUAAGAUAUUGUUGUUAUCCUCUUGUGUUGUCAUGUGCCCGGUUUAGUGGUUAGUAUUUUAAUUUAUAUGACCCAUAUUCAUCAUGAUAGUGAUGAGAAUCCUCCUGUUGAUACAAGAAUCCUUUUCGUAUGAAUUGUGCGACGUCUUCAGAGGCUCCGAAUGAACCAGGCACAAAGAAUUUGAAACCGCCUCCUUGAUUGAUUCAACAAUUUUGUAGUCAAAGAGUGGAAUAUAUAUUUCCAUAUAUAGAAUAAUAUGGCUGAGAAUCAGUUGAUGAAACGAAAGCUAUCUGGAGAAAAUGGCAUAGAUUCAUCUGAACCAACAUCGAAAAUAAUACACAUUCAAUGCCCUUAUUUAGAUACUAUUAACAGGCAUGUCUUGGAUUUUGAUUUUGAAAAAUUAUGUUCAGUUUCAUUGACGCGUAUUAAUGUUUAUGCCUGUCUUGUCUGUGGGAAGUAUUUCCAGGGUCGCGGCACCAAUACCCAUGCUUAUACACAUUCAGUGGCUGAUGGUCAUCAUGUGUUCCUCAAUCUACAUACAUUAAAGUUUUACUGUUUGCCAGAUAAUUAUGAAGUGAUAGAUUCGUCCCUGAAUGAUAUCAAGUAUGUUCUAAACCCUAUAUUUACUCCGGAGCAGAUAAAACAAAUGGAUUCAAAUACGAAAAUGUCGAGAGCCAUUGAUGGGACUAUGUACAUGCCGGGUAUUGUGGGUCUCAAUAAUAUAAAAGCUAACGAUUACUGCAAUGUAAUCUUGCAGUGUUUAUCACAAGUGAGACCGCUACGGAACUAUUUUUUGCGUGAAGAAAAUUAUGCUAAUAUAAAACGCCCGCCAGGCGAUUCAUCAUUCUUGUUAGUACAAAGGUUUGGUGAGCUACUACGCAAAUUGUGGAAUCCUAGGGCUUUUAAGGCGCAUGUAUCACCACAUGAGAUGCUGCAAGCUGUUGUACUAUGGUCUAAAAAGAGGUUCCAGUUUAUUAAACAAAGUGAUCCCAUCGAUUUUUUGUCAUGGUUUCUUAACUCGCUGCACAUGGCACUAAACGGAACAAAGAAAGCUAACAGUUCCAUAAUCUACAAGUCAUUUCUUGGGCAUAUGAGAAUAUACACAAGAAAGUUACCACCGCCAGAUGCUGAUGAUGCAGCAAAAGUGGACCUCAGUAGCGAAGAAUACAGUGAAAUGAUCACAGAAUCACCAUUUCUGUUUCUGACAUGUGAUUUACCUCCAACACCGCUAUUCACUGAUGAAUUUAGAGAAAAUAUUAUACCACAGGUUAAUCUCUACCAAUUAUUAUCCAAGUUCAAUGGGCAAGCAUCAAAAGAAUAUAAAACAUACAAAGAAAACUUUUUAAAACGAUUUGAAAUAACACAACUCCCGCCAUAUCUAAUUUUGUAUAUCAAAAGGUUUACUAAAAAUACAUUUUUCGUGGAAAAGAACCCAACAGUUGUUAAUUUUCCUGUCAAGAACGUAGACUUUGGCGAUAUCCUCACGCCGGAAGUGAAGGCGAAACAUAAUGGAAAAACAAUAUAUGAGCUAGUUGGAAACAUUGUGCAUGAUGGGACACCAGAGAAGGGAACUUAUAGAGCACAUGUUCUACAUAAACCCACUCAGCAAUGGUAUGAAAUGCAAGAUCUCCAUGUAACCAGCAUUCUGCCACAGAUGAUCACACUGACUGAAGCAUAUAUUCAGAUAUAUGAGUUGAAACAGGAUUAAUAUUAAGCUGAAAUAAACUAAAUAAAUUUA
Molecule: messenger RNA, 1815 nt
Organism: Galleria mellonella (greater wax moth)
Lineage: Eukaryota; Metazoa; Arthropoda; Insecta; Lepidoptera; Pyralidae
Gene: Usp39
Product: U4/U6.U5 tri-snRNP-associated protein 2
Exons: 11
Coding region: 334-1785 (483 amino acids)
Biological process (GO): spliceosomal complex assembly; protein deubiquitination; mRNA processing
Molecular function (GO): zinc ion binding; cysteine-type deubiquitinase activity
Source: RefSeq, a predicted model, not a curated record